Messenger RNA from Eruca vesicaria subsp. sativa (arugula), 3366 nucleotides. The record is from the annotation of a GenBank genome assembly. NCBI's taxonomy places the organism in Eukaryota, Viridiplantae, Streptophyta, Magnoliopsida, Brassicales, Brassicaceae.
AUCACUCCCUCCCCAAACUUCUUCUACUUCUUCACUUACCCUCACCAGUCACCACACUAACUUCCCAACCCUAAUCUAAUCUCUCACAGAGAACAGACUCAGAGAGAGAAAAAAACAAUGAAGCUUCUCCUCCUUCUAUUAUUCCUCCUCCACAUUCCCCACUCCUUCACCACCGCCCGCCCAAUCUCCGAGUUCCGAGCCCUCCUCUCACUCAAAUCCUCCCUCACCUCCCCCUCCCCCUCCCCUCUCUCCUCCUGGAAACCAACAACCUCCUUCUGCACAUGGACCGGCGUCACGUGCGACAUCUCCCUCCGUCACGUGACAUCCCUCAACCUCUCAAGCCUCAACCUCUCCGGCACCCUCUCCCCAUCCAUCUCCCACUUCCCUCUCCUCCAAACCCUCUCCCUCGCCGACAACCAGAUCUCCGGCCCUAUCCCCCCGGAGAUCUCCCACCUCUCCUCCCUCCGCCACCUCAACCUCUCCAACAACGUCUUCAACGGCACCUUCCCGGACCAGAUCUCCUCCGGGCUAACCAACCUCCGCGUCCUCGACGUCUACAACAACAACAUGACCGGAAACUUACCUCUCUCCGUCACCAACCUCUCCUCCCUCCGUCAUCUCCACCUCGGCGGGAACUACUUCUCCGGCUCCCUCCCUCCUUCCUACGGCUCCUGGCCUGCCAUCGAGUACUUAGCCGUCUCCGGGAACGAACUCACCGGAAAAAUCCCCCCGGAGAUCGGAAACCUAACCUCUCUCCGGGAGCUUUACAUUGGAUACUACAACGCCUUCGAAGACGGUCUCCCUCCCGAGAUCGGAAACCUGUCAAAACUUAUCAGAUUCGAUGCAGCGAACUGCGGGUUAAACGGAGAGAUUCCCUCCGAGAUCGGUCGUCUCAAGAGACUCGACACUCUUUUCCUCCAAGUUAACGUCUUCACGGGACCGUUAACUUGGGAGUUAGGAAACCUCUCGAGCCUAAAAUCGAUGGAUCUCUCCAACAACAUGUUCACUGGAGAGAUUCCGAAGAGCUUCUCGGAGCUCAAGAACCUCACGCUUUUGAAUCUCUUCAGAAACAAACUCCACGGGGAGAUCCCGGAGUUCAUCGGAGAGAUGCCGGAGCUCGAGGUGUUGCAGCUUUGGGAGAAUAACUUCACCGGAAGUAUACCGGAGAGAUUGGGAGAGAACGGGAGGCUUCAGCUAGUGGAUCUCUCUUCCAACAAACUCACGGGAACUUUACCGCGGGGGUUGUGUAACGGUAAAAAGCUGGAGACGUUAAUUACUUUAGGUAACUUUUUAUUCGGUUCGAUCCCGGAGUCUCUGGGUGAAUGCGAGUCUUUGACUCGGAUCCGAAUGGGUGAGAAUUUCUUAAACGGGUCGAUUCCUAAAGGUUUAUUCGGGUUACCGAGGUUAACUCAAGUUGAGCUUCAAGAUAAUUACUUAACCGGGGAGUUACCGGUAACCGGGAAAGUUUCGGUUAAUCUCGGUCAGUUAAGUUUAUCAAACAAUCAACUCUCCGGUUUUUUACCACCGGCGAUUGGGAACUUCACCGGCGUCCAGAAGCUUCUCCUAGACGGUAACAAGUUCGAAGGUCCGAUUCCUUCUGAAGUAGGGAAGCUUCAGCAGCUAUCCAAAAUCGAUUUCAGCCACAACUUGUUCUCCGGUAAAAUCGCGCCGGAGAUCAGCCGUUGCAAGCUGUUGACGUUUGUAGAUCUGAGCCGUAACGAACUCUCCGGUGAGAUACCGAAGGAGAUAACCGGUAUGAGGAUUUUAAACUAUUUGAAUUUAUCGAGAAACCAUCUUUUUGGUUCAAUCCCCGGUUCGAUCUCGUCGAUGCAGAGCUUAACCUCUCUUGAUUUCUCUUAUAAUAAUCUCUCCGGUUUAGUUCCCGGAACCGGUCAGUUUAGUUACUUCAACUACACGUCGUUUUUAGGGAAUCCUGAUCUUUGUGGGCCUUAUCUCGGCCCAUGUAAAGACGGAGGCUCUCACAGUAGUCAUGGUAAAGGUCCCUUGUCUGCUUCUAUGAAGCUCUUGCUUGUUCUUGGACUACUUGUUUGCUCCAUUGCGUUUGCGGUUGCGGCGAUAAUCAAAGCGAGAUCUUUAAAAAAAGCGAGCGAGUCACGUGCUUGGAAGUUAACAGCUUUCCAGAGACUAGACUUCACGUGCGACGACGUUUUGGACUCACUCAAAGAAGACAACAUCAUAGGCAAAGGUGGAGCUGGGAUAGUCUACAAAGGCGUCAUGCCUAACGGUGAUUUAGUCGCGGUUAAAAGACUCGCUGCGAUGUCUCGUGGCUCUUCACACGAUCACGGCUUCAACGCGGAGAUUCAGACGUUAGGGAGGAUAAGGCACAGACACAUUGUGAGGCUUCUUGGUUUUUGCUCGAACCAUGAGACGAAUCUUCUUGUCUAUGAGUACAUGCCUAAUGGUAGUCUUGGUGAGGUGUUGCACGGUAAGAAAGGUGGGCACUUGCAUUGGGAUACACGUUAUAAGAUUGCUCUUGAAGCUGCGAAAGGACUCUGUUAUCUCCAUCAUGAUUGUUCUCCGUUGAUUGUUCAUAGAGAUGUUAAGUCGAAUAACAUUCUCCUUGAUUCGAAUUUUGAAGCUCAUGUUGCUGACUUUGGUCUCGCUAAGUUCUUACAAGACUCUGGUGCUUCUGAAUGUAUGUCUGCUAUCGCUGGUUCGUACGGUUACAUCGCUCCAGAGUAUGCUUACACAUUGAAGGUAGAUGAGAAGAGCGAUGUAUAUAGCUUCGGUGUGGUGCUUCUAGAACUCGUCACGGGGAGAAAACCCGUUGGUGAGUUCGGAGACGGUGUAGAUAUCGUGCAAUGGGUUCGUAAGAUGACAGAUUCGAACAAGGACUCUGUUCUCAAAGUGUUGGAUCCGAGACUUUCUUCGAUUCCUAUUCACGAAGUGACGCACGUUUUCUACGUUGCUAUGCUCUGUGUGGAAGAACAAGCCGUUGAGAGACCCACGAUGAGAGAAGUCGUUCAGAUUCUCACUGAAGUGCCGAAGAUGCCACCGUCUAAGGAUCAGCCAGAACUAACGACGGAGAAUGAGCUCUCGCCUCAAGGUCCACCGGAUCUUCUUAUCUGAGUGUGUUCCGGUAGUUAAAUUAGGGGUUCUGGUAUGAGGGAAGAGUGUUCAAGUGGUUUAGUCCGGUUUGUGCUUUUGUCCGGUUAAGUGGUAUUUUGUUUUGACUCUUUUGUUUUUUUAAAGUGUGUUUUAUUUUCCUCGGCUUUCGCAUUAUCGUAAUUCGGUUCGGUUUAGUUUGUAUUAAAUUAUUAAUGAAGGUGUACAGUUGGGUUAAAUUUUGGUUAAAUUUUUGUCUUGAAGAUUGUGAAUUUCAAAUGUGUUGAAAAUUGUUAUGUC